This is a messenger RNA of Wallemia mellicola CBS 633.66, 4223 nucleotides long. It is a transcript of the gene Tup12, whose product is annotated as WD40 repeat-like protein. The record is from RefSeq and is a predicted model, not a curated record. NCBI's taxonomy places the organism in Eukaryota, Fungi, Basidiomycota, Wallemiomycetes, Wallemiales, Wallemiaceae. Bases 20 to 1804 code for a protein of 594 amino acids. The transcript is spliced from 20 exons. Gene Ontology annotation, molecular function: protein binding.
GUCAACUCAAGGGUUAGAUAUGUCAUCUAACAGCAUAUACAACCAUCGUCAUCUCCAACCCGCGAAUGCAGCUCCUGCUCCAGCCCAGCCCCAGUCCGUAUCCACGAGCAGACUGGGUGAACUCCUUGAUAUCGUAAAGCAAGAAUUUGAUUCUAUCUCGUCAAACGGCGUUAUGAUAAAGGAGCAAAGGGAUGAGUAUGAGCAUAAGCUUGCCGCACAAAUAAAUGAAAUACACACACUUAGGCAGUCUUUUCAUGAUUUGAAGAAUCUGCACACAGAACUAGUUACUAGGUACGAAGAAGAAAUAACAAGAUUGAGGAGAGAACUCGAGAGUCGGCAAGGCCAAUCUCCUAUCACCGUACAGCCUAAUUCUGCUCAAGCAACCCGCGCCGGAACACCGACCGUUGUAGCACCAACAAACAAACCUACAACCCUUCCUCCUCCAAGCCUCAAUCAAAACGCCCAGCCGUUCUCUGCUAUCAAUCCUCCAAAGUCAUACCCUCAUUCUCCACUUCCUUCAGGAACGGCACCAUACGCUGCACAACCAACCGUUCCUCCUCAGUUGCAGUCUGCUACUCGUCCACAGUCUCCUUACCCUAUUCCACCUGUUCAACAAAGCCAACAAGCUCAACCGCAGCCACCAUCGAGCGAGCAACAACAAUCAAGCGCUCUUCAACCUAUUACUCCUAAUCAAUCAAUAGACUUUGGCGACCCAGAGGCUUUCCCUAGAGACUUUAAAAAGGAGGGAAGUGAUUGGAUCGCAAUGUAUAAUCCUUCCAUCAAACGCAACAUCGAUGUUUCUUUGGUCCAUAACCUCGUUCACGAAUCUGUCGUAUGCUGCGUUAGAUUUAGUGCAGAUGGUAGAUUCCUUGCAACAGGUUGUAACAAAACUGCUCAAAUUUACGACACCAAGACUGGUGCUAAAACUUGCGUUUUAGCUGAUGAUAACGUUCCAAUUAAGGGUGAUUUAUACAUUCGUAGCGUUUGCUUUAGUCCAGAUGCAAAAUAUCUCGCUACAGGUGCAGAAGACAAGCAAAUUAGAGUUUGGGACAUCGCCAAGCGUAAAAUAAAAUCUCUUUUCACUGGUCAUAAGCAAGAAAUUUAUUCACUUGAUUUCUCAUCUGAUGGUAAAUUCAUCGCAUCAGGUUCAGGUGAUAAAACUGCCCGUUUAUGGGAUGUUGAAACUAACACUUGUUUACAUACUUUCAACAUUGAGGAUAUUAUUAUGUGUGAUACUGGUCCAAUCGACUCAGGUGUCACUUCAGUAGCUAUAUCACCUGAUGGUAGAAUGGUUGCUGCAGGUAGUUUAGAUACAAAAGUUAGAGUUUGGGAUGUUAAGACUGGUCAGCAAUUAGAAAGAUUAACCGGACAUAAAGAUAGCGUCUACUCUGUUGCUUUUGCACCUGAUGGUCAAUCUUUAGUUAGCGGUUCACUUGAUCGCACAUUAAAAAUUUGGGACCUGAGUGGCACGAUAAAAGCAAUCAACGGUGGAAACCCUCCUCAAGUUCAAAAUGAAAUUAAUGGUGAAAAGACUGGCUAUGCAGUCUGUAUUAACACUUUAGUUGGUCACAAAGAUUAUGUAUUGUCUGUUGCUGUUUCUCCUGACGGCCAAUGGAUUGUUUCAGGAUCAAAAGAUAGGGGCGUUCAAUUCUGGGAUCCUAACACUGCGCAAACUCAAUUGAUGCUUCAAGGACACAAAAAUUCAGUCAUUUCUAUUGACUUAUCACCUCGUGGACUAUUCUUAGCAACCGGUAGUGGUGAUUAUCACGCUAGGAUCUGGAGUUGUACAGCUGAACAGUCUUAGUUUCGAAUCUUGUAUCCAUAUAGUAAAUCGACUUUUACAGUUUAUCACACUAAAAAUCUGUAUAAAUAAUUUACCACUAAGCUGCUUAUCGUUUAUUAAAUGCUUAUUCGUGAUUGAUUUGGUUUAUCUUAUAACCAAUUUGUUGAUUAAGAACUUUGUUCUGGUUGUAUUUUCUGAAAAUCUUGCCAUUUUUCUUAUCUCUGAUAACCUUCAAGAUCUUCCUAGAAAUUGCUUUAUGGCCUGCGUUGACAGAUUUGUCUGUCAUGAAGUUGAUGAACGACUUCUCAAAAGCUUUUAAACCCAGCCAAUAAAUUAAGUAAGAUGAUAAACUACAACUUGCAUUUUCUUUUGUUGAGACUUUGAAUAGUGUGUAUUUGACACCAAAUUCUACAAUUUUCUCUAUAGAUGACUGAAGAUGAGAAACUCGAAGCAUUUUGAUGUCAAGUACACUUGAUAGAUAAGUGAUCAUUUUUAUAGCACAUACGAAGUAAUUCUCAUAAAUGUUUCUCCUCACUGUUGUAUUCGAGUUGAAGUUGCUGUCAGUAUAUAGAGCGUGUGCGUGUUGUUUAAACGAUUGAAUCAAUUUCUGCGAAAGAGAUUGGCCAAUUUUGUUACCGGAACCGAUUGAAAACGAGUUCCUAAUAUCAUCUUGCAAAACCCUACCAUAAUCCGCCUUAACAUCAAGUGUUUUUGUGUUAAUUAGAAGACCACACCAAGGAAAAUAAUCAUCAGAUCUGUGACACCUAUUGAUAGUAUUGCAACCAUCGAAUGAUAUAUCAAAGUUAACGAGUGUCUUAUGCUCGCUAAUCUUGGCCCCGUAUUGUGGAAAACCCUCCCUAAGCCUCUGCAGGAACGUUCUUGCCUCUUGGCGAGAAGUAGUUAUCAAGAUAAAGUCAUCAAUAAAGCGUAGAAGUAAUGAAUUGUUGGAAUCCUUGACAAAUUUCAACUCAUUCGACUCUAAGUUCCCAUAGAAAAAACUGCAGAGUAUAGUUGACAGUAUACUUCCUUGUGGUAUGCCUUUUGCUUGUCGAAAUACAUCAGUUCCAAUCUUGACCAAGUUUUCUGUUAUGUGCUCAUUUAGUAGCUCCAAUAGGUCGUCUUUUUCUACUUGGGGAUGUACCACUUGGUCAGCAAGAAUGACAUUUCUCAAUGACAUUGAUAAAGUCGAAGCAAGUUUGAUGAAAAUAUUCUGUUCAUAUUCUGGCAAAGCUUGUCGCUUAAAUUUGCAUUGCGAUUGGCCGUCAGACGUAGACAUCAUACUGUACUUUUGUAUAAGAUAAUCAUCCUCGCGGAUAACAUCUUGCAAUAAUUCCAUCAGUAAUUUUUGGUCAAUUGUAUCGAAACAACAUUGAAUAUCGGCCUUGACAAAGUAAAAUCUUUGAUUUUUUCGUUCAUUUGGAUGACCAAUUAAACGCAGUUUGUAUUCUUUCAACUUUUCAAAUGCCUCAUGUGAACCCAAUAGACUUGCACCCAUCGCGUUUGGUUGGCGAAGACGUUCGUAAGUCAAAACAUCAAAAGCUGAUCGUAGAAUAUUAUUGAUCGAUCUACCACGCUUAUAUCCAACGAUCUGACCAAAUCUUUCUUCUGGUAUCCAGCAUUGAUUACGAAGAUUGACGAUCGGUCGUACACCUGUUUCCUUGGGCAUAAGCCUCACGAAUGAUGGCUGUAAAGUUUUAUCCGUAAUAAUUAAAUCAUCAUCAGCCUUCUCGAAAAUGCUAUCUGAUAGCUGAUCCAACAAUGGUUCAGUCGUGAGAAGCCAAUCAUCGUGUCUGAAAUAAUACGUGCGUUUCCUAUUUGCAGACGAAUCUGAUAUAUAAAAUGUAGUUUUCAGUAAAGGUAUGAUAAACUCUUCAAAAAUCCAGUAUAUCCACUCCAAAACAACUUCAUUUACCUUCUUCUGUUCACUGUAGGGUAUACGAUGUGUAUUAUCAUUGUAUGGCUUGGCAUAAAAGCAUUUGAAGUCUUUAAUAUGUAAACCUUGGAUGAGGGUAUGUAGGGUCACUGUUUCGUAUUUUCUCAUACUUAUGAAAGUGUCAAUUGCAUCGAAAAUUUUCAAUUUAUUGUAUGUUGAUCCAAAUAGAUCUUUUGGUAUAACAUCAGCAACAAUAGAUUUCACAAAUCGUUGUACUUCCGAGUGUGAACACUCCAAAUCUUGGAAACAAGGAGGGGCUUGUGUGCUGUCUCGAAAAAUAUCUGCGGCUUUUCUAGGUGUGAAGUCUUUUCUUGACAUUUGAGUGAACAAAUUUGGACUGCUUGGUUGGUUUUGGUUUAAAGAUACGGACAUAUUGAUGAAAUCGUUAUCCAUCAAUUGAGUCAAAUCCAUGUCCUUUCCAUUAGUUCUACUCCUGCAGUGUCGUUUCAACUGCCCUGUAUAGUCAAAUUUAAUAUGCCUAUUUAUUAAUCUCUCCAUCGUAGGAAC